Durio zibethinus is the source of this 1834-nucleotide messenger RNA. RefSeq lists its product as uncharacterized. The record is from RefSeq and is a predicted model, not a curated record. NCBI's taxonomy places the organism in Eukaryota, Viridiplantae, Streptophyta, Magnoliopsida, Malvales, Malvaceae.
ACUGUAGAGCAGUUGUUGUCUUGCAGCAGUUUGCAGGCUCCUGCCAUUUCCUUCUUUCUUUUGUUUUUCUAUUUUCUGUUUCUAUCCUUUGGCUGUGCUGUUGCCUUAUGGACGACUUUUCUUUUUCUUUUUAAUUUUUUCAAAUUAUGUGAUUCUCCUGAAUCCUCUCUCUCCUCUAUAAAUCAAACGGGACCUCUCCUUUACUAUCCUAUGUUCUCUCGCCUAACAUCUCAACGUCCUUUUUUUUUCUUUUUUCUUUUGUUUUUCAAUUUUUUUAUAUGGUGCUCUGUUUAUAUUUGUUACACACACGCAGAGUUUCUCAAAGGAGCUGUACAGUUAAAGCUAAGGGAAAUUAAUUGUUAAUUUAAAAAAACGUAGAAAGAAAAAAGAUGAAGCAGUGUGCGAUCCAACAAAGAGCCAUUGGAAGCAGCCGUGAGGAGAUGCGGAGCUCCUUUUCGGUUUCGGUUAUGGUUUCGGAUCGGAGAGAGGUUAUGGUCUGCCCGAAACCACGUCGUUUGGGUAUCAUAAACGCUUCCGUCAACGAACACCCUGUUAGGUCCCUCAGAUGGCAACUUAGCCAUCAAGCGGAGCAUUGUGAUUCAAAAGCAGGGAGUGAUUUUUUGGAUAUGAUUCUUACAAAGGGUGGUUGUGGAGUGGAACAAAGUUGUACACAAGUAGCGUCGUCGCCCCCAUUUUUUUGUGGGUCGCCGCCGAGCAGAGUAGCUAACCCAUUAAUACAGGAUGCUCGAUUUGGGGAUGAGAAGAUCAUCACCCCACUGUCACCGCUGUCUCCGAUCCCACCUCCUUCGGGCUUACCCUCGUCGUCUCCAUCAUCCUCUUCAAGGAAAGGAGGCUGUAUUCGAGCGAAUUUUGGUAACAAACCAGCGGUGAGAGUCGAGGGGUUUGAUUGCCUUGACAGGGAUCGGCGAAAUUGCAGCAUCCCUGCACUGGCUUAGAACCCAUUUCGAUCCACAAAGUGUACAUAGAUAAAAAAAAAAAAAAAGGAGCUUAAAAAAAUCAGUUUUAAAACGGAGGGGAAUUUUUAAGUUGUAUGAAAAGAAAAAAAAUCUGACGAAUCCUUUCUUGGUGUAAAUAUGUUUGAAGGUCCUUUGCAUGUAAUGAAUGAAGAUGUGUUGCAAGUAAGUGAGUUUCUUCAACAAAAAUAAGGACUUAGGCGUUGUUUAUGUGUGGUGUGAUGAUUAGAAACCAUGUCAGAAGAUGAAUUGGGGUCGAUGGCCAUUAAAUCUUGUAUUGUUUUUGUUUUGUUAGUAAGAGUGUCAAGUCAGGAAGGAAAAAAUAUUGCUUUUAGGUUUGAUUUUCGAGGUCGUUGUUGCUUCGAUGAGACAAUGAGCGGCUUAUGGAGAGAAAUCUGUACAAAAUCAAGCGGGUAAUUGAGUGAUUUAAGCAGUUUGUAUAAAUUUUUUUUUUAUUUUUAUUUUCGGUCUCUCUUUCUGUCUUUACUUUUUAGUUUGUUUGUUGUGUUUUGCAUUUGGAAUCCCCAUAAAGCUAUAUCCUGCGAGGUAUUGAUGUUUGCUUAUGGAUCACGCCAGUUAGUAUGGAUCGAUGAUGGAGCCUGGAAAGGCUGAUACUGGAUUGAUUUUUUGUCAGUAUUCUCUUAAUAUGGGCAACGAGCAUCCUAAAACUUUAUGCUUUGUCAACGUGAAUAAAGAUGAAGGAAUCUGAGAGUUAUUGUGUAGUUAUUCGACUCAUCUAGUGUAUGCAAAAAUUGUCGAAGGUCUUUCGUUCCAAAUCCGAUGAUCCUCCACGGUCCACUUAUCUCAUCAACCUUUUUCUUUUACCAGACAAGCAUCAUAUUGUAUUCCACUAACAAUUU